This is a messenger RNA of Ogataea philodendri, 870 nucleotides long. RefSeq lists its product as uncharacterized. The coding region runs from base 1 to 870 and encodes 289 amino acids. The record is from RefSeq and is a predicted model, not a curated record. The transcript has a single exon. NCBI's taxonomy places the organism in Eukaryota, Fungi, Ascomycota, Pichiomycetes, Pichiales, Pichiaceae.
AUGAGGACGUGGUCCUCAAAGGCGACUUUUUCUCUGUCGAUUCUGGAGAAGUGGUCGCGCUGGCCGGGACGGGGCUUCUCGACGGCGGCGGGGAUCAGCGUGCGCGCGCUGGCGUCGGGCGAGGCUGGCUGCGAUGCUGUGGUGGAGGACGAGGACGAGGGUGGCUCGAGCUGCGGCUUCUUCGAGCCCGCGCGGUCGAACGACGCCUUCCGUUUGGCAGGUUCGGAGGAGGAGGAGGAGGAGGAGGAGUCUGAGCCAGAAUCAGAAGACUCAUCUGAGCUGGAGUCUGAGCUGGAGUCUGAGCUGGAACCUGAGCUGGAACCUGAGGAGCUGUCACUGUCACUGUCAGAAUCCUCAGAGCUAUCGCUGUCCGAGCUGGAGCUGUCCGAGCUAUCGCUGCUAGAACUGUCGCUGUCUGAACUGUCGCUGUCUGAACCCUCACUGCUGGAACCCUCACUGCUGGAGCUGGAGCUGUCAGAGCUGGAGCUCUCGCUGUCGCUGUCAGAGUCGCUCGAACUGUCGCUGUCCGAACUGUCGCUGUCAGAGCUGGAGCUGCUGUCCUCGUUCUCGCUGCCCUUCUCGCUCUCUGGCUCCUUCUUGGCGUCCUCCUCGGAAUCUGACGAGUCGGAGUCUGACGAGUCUGACGAGUCUGAGGAACUCGAGUCAGAAGAGCUCGAAUCACUAUCACUAUCGCUCUCACUCUCACUCUCGCUCUCACUUCCACUCUCACUUCCACUCUCACUUCCACUCUCACUUCCACUCUUGGGCUCUCCCUCACUCUCGCUCACCCACUUCUCCUCCAGCUGUCCCUCGACCUCGCUGAUUUUUUCUCCGGCUUCGCGCCGCAGAGCUUUCUCUGCUUUGACGUAG